GGCAAGUCCGCGACCCGUGGCGCCGCCUUCAGGAAGCUGUCCGCCGCCGAGCAGGCAGCGAAGCUCAGGGAGAGGGCCAGCGCGUCCCAGAACAAGGACACCAUAUCCAAGAUAAUCCAGCUGAUGGACGACAAGCCCGAGCUGCUGGAGAUCCUCAAACGGUCCAUCGAGAGCGAGGGCAUCGACUUCAAGGACGUGGUCGUGAAGAGCAAGAGGUCCGCCUCCAAGGAGCAGCUGGCGAUGGAGCAUGCUGCAAGCCCUGAUGGCAAAGGGCCUGGUGGCGACGGUGACGCCGCGAGUGUGAAGGGCCCUCUGGCGACGGCCUUGCCAACGAGCCGGCACCGCCCAUCGGCAGCUAUCCACGACCCUGACCCGAAAAAUUGGGCCCCACACAAGUACACGAGAAUCGACAACUCCUCCGAGGCCUUCAUCAAGGAGCUCCUCGAGUACGUCGAGCCAGUCACGUAUAGUAAGGCCGCUUGCGGAGUGCUGAGGGGCAAGAAGGAGGACAAGAUGACGACGCUGUGCGAACAUUUCGAGUUCACCACGGGCGAGUCCUACAGCAUUCAGCUGAUUGGGAACAUGCGGCACAUUUCCCACGUUGAAGGCCCACCUGAAGCAGUGCAACUUGCAGAACGGCAGGCGAACGAUAAGUACCACAUCGUGCCUGCCAAAGACAUGCUGACGUUCUCCGACGGGUCCUUGAUCGAUCUGGAGGGCUUGUCGCUGAUCAUGAACUACUCCACCAGCAAAGCAAAGAUUGCGUCUACGCAUACCUCGAGCACCGUGGACGUCAAUAAGCUGGGCAAC
Messenger RNA from Prorocentrum cordatum, 810 nucleotides. The record is from the annotation of a GenBank genome assembly. Lineage: Eukaryota; Dinophyceae; Prorocentrales; Prorocentraceae.